AUGGACGCUUCUGGCUCUUCACCAGCGCUUGCCGUCAUGCCAGGGGCUACAAAAAAUUUGAUUUGUUCCCCCGAUCAGCUUUCUGUUGAGCAAAAGAAGGAACUCCGGGCAUACAUUCGCCGCAUCAAGAAAUACACGGACCCCAAUGUUGAGGUUACGAAAGAGGAGAUAAAAACGUUUCUCUCCAUGGUCUUCCAUCAUUGGACAACAGCAGAUGCAAUCCCAGACCCGCCCAGCAAGCACAUACUACACAAGUUUGAGUACCAGGCGGUAGAGAUUGGACUUUUGACAGAAGACGCUCCAAUCCCGCGCGAAUUGCUUAAGCCAGGGAAAACUCACCUGGCUGCCAGCUACCAAACCCCCCCGGAACGGAGGGCCGGAGCCCCCGUAUACAUGCUGGCCGUGGUAACUUACCCGAAUUUAUCUCAGGUCUUUACUCUCGUGGACAGCAGGGCCCGGUAUUUCCCGCAAUCCCGAAUCAAGUUUCAGUACCAUGAGGGCAUGUGUGCGGAUGUUGCGAGUUUCUCAGCCAUGGAGCAGAGUGAUGAAUUUUGUUUUUACCAGGCGCACGGCUACAAUGUUGGUGUAGCGCUCUUCCAUGCUCGUACUAGGAUCGUGGGAUGGGCAGCUGGCUCACCCCUAAGGAAUAGAUCACGAGAAUUGCAAAUGGCCUAUCCCUUCAUGGCUUUCGCGUUAUUUCGCAACAACGUGUUGCCGACUUCCCGCAGGGACCCUGCCGGCCGGUUGCUCUCUCUUCCCCGACCUGGUCUUUUCGACUUGUCUUAG
Messenger RNA from Trichophyton benhamiae CBS 112371, 786 nucleotides. RefSeq lists its product as uncharacterized. Lineage: Eukaryota; Fungi; Ascomycota; Eurotiomycetes; Onygenales; Arthrodermataceae. The transcript has a single exon. Bases 1 to 786 code for a protein of 261 amino acids. The record is from RefSeq and is a predicted model, not a curated record.